Molecule: messenger RNA, 1090 nt
Organism: Momordica charantia (bitter melon)
Lineage: Eukaryota; Viridiplantae; Streptophyta; Magnoliopsida; Cucurbitales; Cucurbitaceae
Product: small ribosomal subunit protein eS6
Biological process (GO): translation
Cellular component (GO): ribosome
Molecular function (GO): structural constituent of ribosome
Source: RefSeq, a predicted model, not a curated record
UCCCCAUCAACUUAUAUUUAAUACCCUACCUUUGGCUCAAAAACCCUAAUUUGCUGCAAGAGAGCCGGAGCAGGACUGGCAUUCUUCGGUUGUAGCGAAGAUGAAGUUCAACAUUGCAAAUCCCACUACUGGGUGCCAGAAAAAGCUCGAAAUCGAUGACGAUGCCAAACUCCGAGCAUUUUGGGACAAGAGGAUCUCCCAAGAAGUUAGUGGAGAUGCACUUGGUGAGGAGUUCAAUGGUUAUGUUUUCAAAAUAAUGGGGGGUUGCGACAAGCAAGGUUUUCCAAUGAAGCAAGGUGUUUUGACCCCUGGUCGUGUUCGUCUUUUGCUCCACAGAGGUACUCCUUGUUUCCGUGGGCAUGGUAGGAGGAAUGGAGAGAGAAGAAGGAAGUCUGUCCGGGGUUGCAUUGUCAGUCCAGACCUCUCUGUUUUGAAUUUGGUGAUUGUCAAGAAGGGUGAGAAUGAUCUACCUGGCUUGACAGAUAUUGAGAAGCCAAGGAUGCGAGGUCCAAAAAGGGCAUCCAAGAUCCGGAAGCUCUUCAACCUCUCCAAGGAUGACGAUGUUCGGAAGUAUGUUAACACUUACCGCAGGACCUUCACAACUAAAUCUGGUAAAAAAUGCAGUAAAGCCCCCAAAAUCCAGAGGCUAGUCACCCCCUUGACUCUACAAAGGAAGCGAGGAAGGAUCGCUGAAAAGAAGAAGAGAAUUGCCAAGGCCAAGUCUGAAGCAGCCGAGUAUCAGAAGCUUCUUGCAUCACGUUUGAAGGAACAACGGGAACGCCGCAGUGAGAGCUUAGCAAAGAGAAGAUCCAAACUCUCUGGUGCCUCCAAGCCUUCUACCGCUGCUUAGAUCUAGUUCUCCGGAAUUUUGUCCCGAGUUAGUUGAGCAUUUAGCGUCCAUGGAUCAAGGAAAUUUUGUUUGUGGGCUAUCAUAGGAGAUCGAUUUGAUCAUUUACUUCAAUUUUGGGUUUGCUUGUUCGACUUUGUGACAUUUUAUUAUUCUAAAGGUUAAUAGACUUAUUCCGUGAAUUGAGUUAUAUUUGUUAUAGACUUCUCCGACUGAAAUAUAGUGUUCUUUAAAUUUUGAAUA